This is a messenger RNA of Naegleria gruberi, 415 nucleotides long. RefSeq names its product ferredoxin. Lineage: Eukaryota; Heterolobosea; Eutetramitea; Acrasida; Naegleriidae. The record is from RefSeq and is a predicted model, not a curated record. Bases 1 to 363 code for a protein of 120 amino acids. Gene Ontology annotation, molecular function: 2 iron, 2 sulfur cluster binding. The transcript has a single exon. Gene Ontology annotation, cellular component: mitochondrion. Gene Ontology annotation, biological process: P450-containing electron transport chain.
AUGGAUAAGGUAGUAAACAUUACAGUUUUUGAUAGAGAAGGAAAGGUCCACCAAGUUCCGGCCUAUGUUGGAGAAACUUUAAUGGAUUCAAUUAGAAGAGCUGGUAUUAACCUUGUUCCUGAUUCAACUUGUCUUGGAGAAUGUGCUUGUGUUGGAUGUCAUGUUAUUGUUUCUAACGAUCAUGAACACAAGUUAACACAAUGUAGUGAAGAUGAAGCCGAAAUUCUGGAGGAUGCCCCAUUCGUUCAUGAAAAUUCUAGAUUAGCCUGCCAAAUUAUUGUUGACAAGAGUAUUGCAGGACUUGUUUUGGCUCUUCCUCAAUCCAGUACUGAUGAAUCAUUGGAUCCAUAUUUUAGAUUCUAAAUUAUUAUUAUUUUGGACUUUUUUAAUUAUUAAAAUUAUUAUUUAAAUAUAA